AUGUCGACUCAAACCGCUCUUGUACUCACGGAGAUCGGAAAGCCCUUGACUAAGAUGCAGCUGCCCAUCCCUGAUGCAUCUCAGCUUAAGGAUUAUGAAAUCUUGGUCAAAAUUACUACCGCAGGGCUGGCACCGCUGGAUCAGAAAUUCCGUGACUACGGCCAUCUGAAUAUCGGCUCCCGCCUUCCGGCCGUCAUAUCUGCGGAUAUCGUCGGAACAGUCAUCGAAAGAGGUCCCGACAGCAAUAUCCCAGUUGGCGCACACGUGUUUUCUCAGGGUCUCUUCAGUCUUCCCAAAGGCGGCGGUCUCCAGGAAUACACUAUUCUAAACGGCGAAUAUGCGGGCAUCGUUCCAGGCGGAAUUCAAGAUACCGAAGCAGCGCUGUAUCCAAUCAACAUCGUCACCGCAGCUCUAAGUUUAUUCUCAUCUACUGGCUUUGGUCUACCUCUGCCUGAGACACAUGAUGCUGAAGGAUUUGACUAUACUUUGCAAAAUGUGGUUAUCAUCGGCGCAGGUAGCAACAUCGGCAAAUUAUCCGUGCAGUUGGCCAAGCUUGCAGGCUUUGGAACUAUCAUCGCUGUUGCUUCGCUCUCUAACGCUGGGCUUCUGAAAUCUUUCGGUGCGACGCAUGUUAUCGCACGUCAAGACUCGAACAUCAAAGAACAAGUACAAGCUAUCGUGGGCGAUGAUCUGCUCUACGUAUACGACACUUUCAACUACGGCGAUCUGAGUCUCGGGGCUUCCCUACUAUCUACUUCCAAGAAGGGCGUCUUCGCCCAUAACGGCACUGGUCAGAUUUCGGAGGCUGUGCUCAAGACCAAAAGAGCAGGGCUUGAGGAUAAGCGGAUGCUUGGCUUUUCACAUCUCAUUCCUGAGUUUGGCAAGCUUCUCUGGGAGAAACUGCCUAGUUGGUUGGAAACAGGACAGAUCAGGGCAUUGGCGUACAAAGUUAUUGAUGGUCUGGAGGAAACAGAGGUGAAUGAGGCGCUGGAUGAGUACGCCGCUGGAAGAAGUGGUGAGAGGUUCCAUGUUCAGAUUUUUUAA
Molecule: messenger RNA, 1044 nt
Organism: Penicillium atrosanguineum
Lineage: Eukaryota; Fungi; Ascomycota; Eurotiomycetes; Eurotiales; Aspergillaceae
Product: zinc-binding alcohol dehydrogenase family protein
Exons: 2
Coding region: 1-1044 (347 amino acids)
Molecular function (GO): oxidoreductase activity, acting on NAD(P)H
Source: RefSeq, a predicted model, not a curated record